This is a messenger RNA of Humulus lupulus (European hop), 384 nucleotides long. RefSeq names its product secreted RxLR effector protein 161-like. The transcript has a single exon. The coding region runs from base 1 to 384 and encodes 127 amino acids. The record is from RefSeq and is a predicted model, not a curated record. Lineage: Eukaryota; Viridiplantae; Streptophyta; Magnoliopsida; Rosales; Cannabaceae.
AUGUAUGCUUUGUUUUACACUAGAUCGGACAUCUGUCAUGCAGUGGGAGUUGUGAGCAGAUACCAGUCGAACCCCAAAAGAGAACAUUGGAUAGCAGUAAAGCACAUAGUGAAAUAUCUUCGACAAACUAGGGAUUAUAUGCUAGUCUACUCGGGUGGAGUUCUGAAGUCGUUAGGCUACACCGUAUCUAAUUUUCAGACUGAUGUCGAUGACAAGAAGUCAACGUAUAGAAUGAUAUUUGUUCUUGGGGGUGGAGCUGUGAUAUGGAGAAGCAUAAAGCAAUCCACGUUCUCAGAUUCUACCAUGGAGGUUGAGUACAUAGCUGCUUCUGAGGCAGCUGAGGAUGUUUUAUAUAGAUCUUGGUGUUAUUCGAGAAAUGGAUAA